This is a messenger RNA of Stylonychia lemnae, 2106 nucleotides long. The record is from the annotation of a GenBank genome assembly. Lineage: Eukaryota; Ciliophora; Spirotrichea; Sporadotrichida; Oxytrichidae.
AUGGACUUCAAUGAAAUUAACCUAGGAGAGCUAGGUAGACAAAUCUUUGCUCGCUUGCUAAGAGCAACUGCAAGUGAUGGAUCAUAUGAAGACGUCUUGUAUGAAUGUCAAUAAAAUGAUAGCUUAUUUGAAGAUGAAACCUUUACUGCUGGACCUGAAAGUCUUAUUAAGGAUUGGAGUGAUAAAGCAGUGCAGGAUAAAGUUUCAACAUGGAAAUAAUUUAAGUGGAUUAGAGUGACUGAAAUACCAUCUAUAAUGGAGGGAGGAGUACAGCUUGCUGUUUUCUUAGACAAUAUUGACCCCUCUGAUAUAAGACAAGGUUUACUUGGAGAUUGCUACUUUCUUUCCUGUUUAAGUGUACUAGCAGAAAAUCCUUCCCGUAUUAUGAAUUUAUUUGUGACAAGUAAAAUAAAUCAAUAUGGAGUAUAUGCGAUCAAGAUAUGCAAAAAUGGUGAAUGGAAGGAAGUUGUAGUAGACGAUAGAUUCCCCUGCUUCCAAAAUGAGCCUGCUUUUAGUAAAGCACACGGGGAUGAGCUUUGGGUCUUAUUAAUGGAAAAAGCAUGGGCUAAAUUACAUGGAAGUUAUGAAAGGAUAGAGGCAGGUUUUGCAGAAAAUGUGCUGAGAGAUUUAACUGGAGCACCAACAGAAUAGGUUCAUUCUGAUGAUCAAGAAAUUCUGUGGAAAAAAUUAAUAGAGGCUGAAUCGAAAGGUUACUUAAUUGCUGCUAGUGCUGGAACAACUAAAGCUUCAAAAGAAUUACUAGAAAAGCUAGGUCUGAUUGGAAAUCACUCAUAUGGUAUACUUGAUGUAAGAGAAGUAACUUUAGAUGAUGGUGAUAAAGAGAAACUUAUAAAAGUUAGAAAUCCCUGGGGUGAUUUUGAAUGGAAAGGUGACUGGGGUGACGAUUCUGAAUUGUGGACACCAAAACUUGAAAAACUGCUUGGCUAAUCAGAUGGCAACGAUGGUAUUUUCUUUAUGAACUUGGAAGAUUUUUGUCAUUACUUCAGCAGAGUAUAAAUUUGCAGAAUUAAUGACAAGUAUAAAUACUCUUCCUUUAAAUGCAAUUAAAACAGAGAUAGCUAUUGCCUAGUUAAGCUUGUAAUUCCAUCCGAUGGACUAUAUUCAAUCUCUCUUUUGUAAACAGAUGAGAGAUGCUUUGGAAGAAACGAUGACUACGAUUAUUCAAAUGCCAGAUUGAUACUUGCGAAAAUUUUAAGUGAUCAAGAAGGGGUUUUAGAGCUAGAAUAUCUUGGGGGAUAAAUGGGCUAAACUAGAGAUAUUUGGAAAGAAUAUAGCAUGCUCAAGAAAGGAGAGUAUUAUGUAUUUGCUGAAGUGGAUUGGCAAGAAAAAGUUGAUCUUACUGAAUUUUGUAUCAGUUGCUAUGGAUCUGGGUAAGCAUACUUUAUCAGAGAUGAUAAAGUUUUAUAUAAGAAGUAGGAAAUACUUGCUCAAAUUUACAAAAGCUGUGGAAAGCAAGAACAAGAAGGCUCUAAGCAUGUAACUUAUGAAUAGUAUCAGGAACCAAAUAUUCAUAAAAUUACAUAGUUAUGCGAAGAAGGUUAUGGAUUUGUGUUUUAUGAUAACAAGACUACUGAGAGUACUCUGAAUGAAACAGUAACAUACAACAAAUUUGAUGGUCUAACCUUGAUGAAACCAUAUAAAGAUUAGAGUUAUCAAAUAGUAGUCGCACCAGGAGAAUAAAAAGUAGUUUUAAUUCGCUAGGCUGAUCCGUUUGGAUAUUCAAUGGCUUCAUCAACUUCCAGUUCUAUAGGUUUUUCCAAAGACAAACUUUAAAAAUUAUGCAAGGAAUAAGGAAAGCUUACAAAAAGAGUGAAUCCUAGUAACAAGCAAGAACUUGAAAUCUAUCAAUAUCAGUACAAACAUUCCAGCGGUAUCUGUUAUUUAUAUGAGAAUAAGACAGUAAAUAAGAAAUUUGAGGAGCAACUCAAAUUUGUGCUUUCAGGAUUAGAGAUAGUAGAAAAACCUGCUGAUGGUACUGACACAGUUAGGAUUAAACUGGGACCAGGAGAGACUAAAUUCAUUGAGCUUAAGUCAGUAGGACCCUAAUGGAAAAUUCAAACAGCUGUAGCAUUCAGUAUUUAUUGA